CGUUACCCACCGCGGCGAGUGGAGGUCCGCCUCUGCCGCUGCAGUUCUUACAUCACUGCCUCGGCUGCAGGGAUGUGGUGAACAAAUGAUGAACUACCAAUUGAACAACUAUGACUGAACAAUAGGCUAAACAUUACCUCUCAGUAUGACAAACUGUGACCUCAAUGAAGAAAGAUUGUGAACAUUGUGGUGUUGCUGAACAUUUUGUGAGACAUAUUGAACAAAUAGUGAAGUGUUAUUUGAAUAUUUGUAAUGCCUAAUGAACACUUCCAUCCAAUCUAAAUAUGUGAACAUCUUAGGAUAAUGGUGAACAAGUAAUGAACAUCUCAUUGAACAAAAUUACAUUUGAUUCAAUGGUGAACAAUUAUAUUGAUGAAUGAACAGUGUACGUGAACAAAUAUGACUGAUAGUGAACAGUUUAGUCACUGUCUUGUACUAUUGGUGAACAUUUGAUUGAACAGCUCGAACAAGUGUAGACAAAAACAGUAAAAUAAGAAAUACUUAAGAAAAUUAAUGCAAUCCAUAUAACAAACAUCUAAGUGUUCAAUAUUAUCAAAAACAACAAAGAAACAAACAAUAUUCACCGGUGUCUAUUGAUGGAAACACAAACAAUAAACAAUUGUCUUUACUGAAAUGAGAAUGUAAACAAUGCUAUGACGUAAUACAUGAUGUCAUAAUGUUUACACCGUCAUGGCAGCCAAUCAGAAGCAGCAGUCUACUUGUUGCCAUAUUGCCACCACUGACGAAAUUAAUUCUCGUGGAAAAAUAAUAACAACGGGAAUAAAAGACUGUGUAGGAUAAAUAAUAAGAACAAAAAUGAACAAAGAGAAUUAAGAACAACGGAAGUUAUAACAAAGACGAGAAACGACAUAGAAGAAAAGAAAGAAAAAAAUAAUAUUGCGACCUUUGGCAUCUAUACCUAAUGGCUGCUUCACGCUUCUCGUUUGUCAUUUGUCUCGUCCUGGCCUGUCCUGGCGUGGCGCUGCAUCGUCGUGGAGGAGGCUCGGGGGCGUGGUGGCUGGCUCCCCCACGCCCCUACUUCACCACCACCACGCCCACCAAUUUCACCGUCAUCUCGGGACAAACAGCCUACCUGCCCUGCCGUGUACAUAUGCUGGGAGAGCGAUCCGUGACGUGGAUGAGGGGUCGUGACCUUCACAUCCUCACCGUGGGCGACCUCACCUACUCCGCCGACGACAGGUUCCAGGUGCUACACACUCCUGAGACAGAUGACUGGACGCUACAGGUGUUGUUCACUAAGCCCUGGGACACCGGUACCUACAAGUGUCAAGUCAACUCACAUCCCAAGAUCUUCCGGGAUGUGUACCUCAGUGUCAUGGAUAAACAUCGGCUGGAUCAUCACAUGUACAAGGUGCCUCCGUCAGACCCCGACCAAGGAGAAUACGGCACGAGGAUUUUAGGAACUGAAUCCAGGUAUCUCCAGGCCGGCUCCUCCUUGGUACUGGAGUGUGUGGUGACUUAUACCUCCCACCCACCACCGGCUCUCUUAUGGUACCACUACAAUACCAGGCUGGACUACGACUCUCCCAGGGGUGGUAUCGCUAUUAUGAUAGAGAAGACGACAGAUCAGACCACCUCCCGGCUCCUGCUAUCAACAGUAAGAACGACUGACUCCGGGAACUACACCUGUACUCCCAUCAACGCUCCACCUGCUUCUGUGUCCGUCCACGUCACUACGGACGAGCGACAGGCGGCAGUACAGUUGGGUGGGUACAGCGCCGCCCACACCCACCGCCCAUGGCCACCCACGUCACCCAUCAUCCUCAUGGCCCUCCUGUGGCCCUCCCUCACCCUCUCCUAACCUUGGCCAUUGAAUCAAACUCAUGCCGCUGAUUACCCAAGAAGGACUCAGCACCGAGGAAUUCACUCUUCUCAUUGGUUAGUAUUUUCGCUUCCCACAGUCCCAGAAGGAACCAGAUCUACAUCGCUGAUUGGCCAAGAACGACCGAAAGGGGCUAUAUGCAGCCUAUUGAUUGGUUGACAUCAAACACUUGUGAAAUAUAUGGGUAGGUUAUAUCCUCUCAUGUUCUUGACCAAUAGGAAUACAGGAUUUAUAAAUGAUAUAUUCUCCUUGGUUAGCAUCAAUCUUAUGAGCCAGAUCCACGAGUCUGAUUGGUCAUAAAGAUAAAGAUGGAUGAAAUGCUACUGAUUGAUAGGGUGAAAAAUAUUAUUAAUAGAUAAUGUAAAAAAAUAUAUAUAUAAUAAAUAACAAUGAAAUAAGAAAAAAAGAGAGGAAAGGAGAUAAAUAAAUGAUUGUUUAUAUGAGUGUCGUCUGAGAUAACCCUUUGUGUGUUUAGUUUACGGAUGAGGAUUUUAAUAAAUAAGUAGGUAGCCCCUCCAUCUA
Messenger RNA from Homarus americanus (American lobster), 2365 nucleotides. RefSeq names its product zwei Ig domain protein zig-8-like. The record is from RefSeq and is a predicted model, not a curated record. The transcript is spliced from 9 exons. The coding region runs from base 923 to 1822 and encodes 299 amino acids. Gene Ontology annotation, cellular component: neuron projection membrane. Gene Ontology annotation, biological process: synapse organization. NCBI's taxonomy places the organism in Eukaryota, Metazoa, Arthropoda, Malacostraca, Decapoda, Nephropidae.